Molecule: messenger RNA, 1631 nt
Organism: Trichechus manatus latirostris (Florida manatee)
Lineage: Eukaryota; Metazoa; Chordata; Mammalia; Sirenia; Trichechidae
Gene: HMBS
Product: hydroxymethylbilane synthase
Exons: 15
Coding region: 341-1375 (344 amino acids)
Biological process (GO): heme biosynthetic process
Cellular component (GO): cytoplasm
Molecular function (GO): hydroxymethylbilane synthase activity
Source: RefSeq, a predicted model, not a curated record
CGGAAGUGACACAGGACCCUGUGCAGAUCUGGGAGGCUGGGGCUGCUGGAAGAGCUUGGGCCCACGUGCCCCCAGUACUGGCCAGCCGGAGCCUCUGGCUUCCCUAGAUCCCGAGAAGACCUUAAUGAGACCCACCGGCCUACUUCCCAAGCACAGCCAUGUCUGGUAAUGGUGACGCGGCUGAAACGACGCACUCCCACUGAGAACUGCCUUGUCUGGCAUGGGCUUCAUGGCUCAGUGUCCUGGUUACUGCAACAGCAGCAGGUCCUGUUGUCACUUCCCUCCGGUCCCUGCAUCUCUGGCUUCCUGAGCAGGGAAGAAGGAAGAAAACAGCCCAAAGAUGAGAGUGAUUCGUGUAGGUACCCGUAAGAGCCAGCUGGCUCGUAUACAGACAGACAGUGUGGUGACAACGCUGAAAACAUUAUAUCCUGGCCUGCAGUUUGAAAUCAUUGCCAUGUCCACCACUGGGGACAAGAUUCUUGAUACUGCACUCUCUAAGAUUGGGGAGAAGAGCUUGUUUACCAAGGAGCUGGAACAUGCACUGGAGAAGAACGAAGUGGACCUGGUUGUUCACUCCCUGAAGGACUUGCCCACCAUGCUUCCUCCUGGCUUUACCAUUGGAGCUGUCUGCAAGCGGGAGAGCCCCUAUGAUGCUGUUGUCUUUCAUCCAAAAUUUGUUGGGAAGACCCUAGAAACCUUGCCGGAGAGGAGCGUGGUGGGAACUAGCUCCCUGCGGAGAGCGGCCCAGCUGCAGCGAAAGUUCCCGCAUCUGGAGUUCAGGAGUAUUCGGGGAAACCUCAACACCCGGCUUCGGAAGCUGGAUGAGCAGCAGGAGUUCAGUGCCAUCAUCCUAGCCGCAGCCGGCCUACAGCGCAUGGGUUGGCAGAACCGGGUGGGACAGAUCCUGCACCCUGAGGAAUGCAUGUAUGCUGUGGGUCAGGGGGCCCUGGGCAUCGAAGUGCGAUCCAAGGACCAGGACAUCCUGGACCUCGUGGGUGUGUUGCAUGAUCCUGAGACUCUGCUCCGCUGUAUUGCUGAACGGGCCUUCCUGAGGCACCUGGAAGGAGGCUGCAGUGUGCCAGUAGCAGUACAUACAGCUGUGAAGGAUGGACAACUGUACCUAACUGGAGGAGUAUGGAGUCUGGAUGGCUCAGAUAGCAUGCAAGAGACCAUGCAGGCCAAUGUCCAUAUCCCAGCCCAGUAUGAGGAUGGCCCUGAGGAUGAUCCACAGCUGGUAGGCAUCACUGCCCUGAACGUUCCACGAAGAGCCCAGCUGGCUGCUGAGAACCUGGGUAUCAGCCUGGCCAGCUUGUUGCUGAACAAAGGAGCCAAGAACAUCCUGGACGUUGCACGGCAGCUUAAUGAUGCCCACUAACUGGUCUGUUGGGCACUCCUGGGUUGCACUUGUCUAGUGCCCGUGUUCCAGCUCAGUGCCCCAUUCUCACUGCUAACUGGGGAGUGAUUACCCAGGAGAUUAAACUGCAGUCUGAGACUCCUGGGGGGCCUGCCUUGCCUUGGGGCCUUGGUGACUUUGCUUGGCCUUUUCAGUAGGUGGGGACUUCAUCUCUUUUAGAGAAGUCCAAGCCACAGCCUUUGAAUGUAACCAGCUCUAAUAAACCAGCUCUGAAGGU